Molecule: messenger RNA, 1816 nt
Organism: Saimiri boliviensis boliviensis (Bolivian squirrel monkey)
Lineage: Eukaryota; Metazoa; Chordata; Mammalia; Primates; Cebidae
Gene: ASF1B
Product: anti-silencing function 1B histone chaperone
Biological process (GO): DNA replication-dependent chromatin assembly
Cellular component (GO): chromatin; nucleus
Molecular function (GO): histone binding
Source: RefSeq, a predicted model, not a curated record
GGCUAAGAGGGUGCGCGCGCCGCCAGGGAGCGUUGGCGGUGAUUGGCCAGAGGGCGGAGGCCGGCUAUUUGAAGGCGGCGCGCGUACGAGGUGCGCACUUCUGUCCGAAGAAGAGACUGGAGUGGAUUUUGUCAACCCUACCCCGCUGAUCCCGCUACCGGACCCAGACGCGGCCUCAGCCACAGCCCCUGGCCCUGCCCCUGCCCCUGUCCCUGCUGCGGCGCGGUGAGGCGAGGCGAUGGCCAAGGUGUCGGUGUUGAACGUGGCGGUACUGGAGAACCCGAGCCCUUUCCACAGCCCCUUCCGGUUCGAGAUCAGCUUCGAGUGCAGUGAAGCCCUGGCGGACGACCUGGAGUGGAAGAUCAUUUAUGUUGGCUCAGCUGAGAGUGAGGAGUUUGAUCAGAUCCUAGACUCGGUGCUGGUGGGCCCUGUGCCAGCAGGGAGACACAUGUUUGUCUUUCAGGCCGACGCCCCCAACCCAUCCCUCAUCCCAGAGACUGAUGCUGUGGGUGUGACCGUGGUCCUCAUCACCUGCACCUACCACGGACAGGAGUUCAUCCGAGUGGGGUACUACGUCAACAAUGAGUACCUCAACCCCGAGCUGCGGGAGAACCCGCCCAUGAAGCCAGACUUCUCUCAGCUCCAGCGGAACAUCUUGGCCUCGAACCCCCGGGUCACCCGCUUCCACAUCAACUGGGACAACAACACGGACAGGCUGGAGGCCAUAGAGAACCAGGACCCCUCCCUGGGCUGCGGUCUCCCACUCAGCUGCACUCCUAUCAAGGGCCUAGGCCUCCCGGGCUGCAUCCCUGGCCUCCUCCCUGAGAACUCCAUGGACUGCAUCUAACUGCCGGAACCAAGAGUGUCCCACCACACUGGCAGGGGCCACCCAGGCCUCCCAGCGAGUCCUGCAGGGCCCAUCUAGAGGACUUUGGGGGCCAUCAGCUGCAUCCGGGCCUGUCAAACUCAGCCCCUAGGAAAGAACAGGCCUCAGGUCUUCCCCAGUCCUGGCUGAGAAGGAUGAUCUCACUUCUGUACAGGCUUAUAAGAAGCAGGUACUUCAGUUCUUAAUUCAUUCUGAUUUGUGUUCUUUUCGCCUUCCACACACAUCAUCAAUUCUACCUGAGGCCAUUGCGCCACUGUGCGCCCUUGAGUGCCACAGACCCAGAGCUUUCCCACAGACCUCCCUGGCCCGAGUAGUGACUUACCUACUCGGUCAGUGCCUGCCAAGUUUCUGGUCCUGCUGAGCCAAAGGCUGUCAUUCCUUUGUCUUCCCACACAUCUGAGCGGAUCCACUCUAGCCUUUAGUACCACAGGCAAGAAAUCUUGGUCAGUAGGUAGACUCGGAUCCCAUUUCCAUCCUGCUCCCAGGAAGAUUCUUGGGUCUUCAAUCCAGCAGCCCCUGGAAAACUCUAUUCCCAGAGGUAUGAUCAGCAGGAUGCUGAGGAACCAUGUUGCCUUUCCUGUCAAUCACAGCCACUCUCCUGUUAUCUCCUAAAGGGAUCUGGCUUUCCCUGGAGGCUGCCAUGGUUGGAAGAUGGUAUCAGAGGGCCCUGGCUGUGCAGUCUGUCUCCGGGUCAGCCCUCUGCCUCUGGCUGCCUUAAUUGCCCUCUGCUAAGACCAGGGUGAUUUCAAGCCAGGGAAGCAACUGGGACUCUGAAAACCGUCCCACCCCAGCCCGCUCCCCCUCUCUGUGCCCCGGUUCCCUCUCUGCCAUGUGGAUGCUGUUGAGAUUGCUGUUUGUAUAUUAUUAAAAUGUUUUUAUAUUAAAAAAUAUUUGGUUGGUCUGAAAAUUUAAAGCACUUCGUUUAGAAUG